AUGACGGACGAAACUUCCGACGAGGCCAUGCAGCCUUUUGCAUUGUGCAGCGAUUCGGUCCUCCGGUACAUCAGCAGCGUCCAGCUCGAGACGGCUUUCUCGCCAGUGCAUCAAACCAAACGGCCGCAGCUGUGGUCACUGAUGGAAGCUAAAAUCAAAGCUGGUGAAAAUACGGACCUUCAGGUGCGCAUCGGGGACGUGCUGAUCCCGUGCCAUCUGCUGCCGUUGCAGUGCUUUAGUGAAUAUUUCGAGGAGCUGGUACAUCCCGGACAAGCGGUGGUUGAAUUUCCCGAACACGAGGUAACACCGGCCGCCUUCCGGAUCGUGUACGAAUGGAUCCUUAAUCCGGACCGGAAGCUAGAAUGGAUGCACUUUGUGGCCGUCCUAUCAGCAGCCGAGUUCCUGCGCAUUCCGAUGCUGGUGGAGUGCUGCUGGCGCUACCUCGACAACUCGCGAGUCAUUGAGAACGUGGCGUUUUACGUGUUUCUUCAGGGUUGCCACUUUAGCAACACCCAGCUGCAGUCGAUGAUGCUGCGUCGGAUUUGUCGCUUUUUCCUCAGCCUCGUCAGCACACCCGAGUUCUGUGAGCUUUCGUUCGAAGAGCUUUCGGUGCUGCUGUCUUCCAACAUAAUCGGAGUGUUCAAGGAGACGGACGUGCUGUACUCCGCCUGCCAGUGGUUACUGUACGAUUGGUCCGAGCGACAAGAAGAGCUGGAAUCCGUGAUGCAACUGAUCCGGUUCGAAUGCAUGGAGGUGAGCGAUUUGGCUCGGUUUUGCGUGUACCAGGAAUGUGCCACUUUGCAGCCAAUUUUGAAGCAUCCCGUGACCAAAGCGGCUGUCGAUAGAGCACUUGCCACCAUCUGUUGUCCAUCAUCGACCGUCACUCUGGAGCCUUCCGGUGAUGGAUUCGUUCAGGGGCGCCGGUCAACGCUUGAACGCGUGCGAUUGCUUCCGGAUUCACCGGAAACGCUGGCCUACACCGGAGGGGACACUAGCUUCGAAAGGUUUAUCGAAUUUCUGGCCGUUUUGAGAGACACCCCCGACAUGUGGAAAACGUUCCGUCCGUAUGGGAAAAACGUCGGCUUGCUGGACGACGUGUUUGGCAUGUGCUCGUUGGAAAAGUGA
This is a messenger RNA of Anopheles nili, 1125 nucleotides long. RefSeq names its product kelch-like protein 41b. The coding region runs from base 1 to 1125 and encodes 374 amino acids. Lineage: Eukaryota; Metazoa; Arthropoda; Insecta; Diptera; Culicidae. Gene Ontology annotation, molecular function: protein binding. The record is from RefSeq and is a predicted model, not a curated record. The transcript has a single exon.